Tarenaya hassleriana is the source of this 1611-nucleotide messenger RNA. RefSeq names its product probable protein phosphatase 2C 63. Lineage: Eukaryota; Viridiplantae; Streptophyta; Magnoliopsida; Brassicales; Cleomaceae. The coding region runs from base 198 to 1304 and encodes 368 amino acids. The transcript is spliced from 4 exons. Gene Ontology annotation, molecular function: cation binding; protein serine/threonine phosphatase activity. The record is from RefSeq and is a predicted model, not a curated record. Gene Ontology annotation, biological process: protein dephosphorylation.
UCAAGAGUUUUUGACAUCGUCUUCUCCACGCGGUCUCCGCUCUUAUACCAACUCUCUGCUCAAUCAAUCCCUUCAGAGAAACCAAUCGUAUAAAACAAAAACCAGAUUAAUCUUCUCGUAAAAAUCGAAAAACCCAGGAAUCUUCGAUCGAAACCCAUAAUCCUCCUCACUUCAUUUCCUUGGAAGGACCAUUCUCGAUGACAAUGUUGCGAGCUCUUGCGCGGCCUGUCGAGCGGUGUUUGGGAUGCCGGUCCGAUGGCGGUGCCUUACUCUGGCAGUCGGACUUGUGUCAGCACGCUGGCGGUGAUUACUCUAUCGCUGUGGUUCAGGCGAACUCAAGCCUUGAGGAUCAGAGUCAGGUGUUUACCUCUGCUUCAGCUACUUAUGUCGGCGUCUACGACGGCCAUGGAGGACCCGAAGCUUCUAGAUUCGUCAACAUGCAUCUCUUCCCUUUUAUGCACAGGUUUUCCAGGGAGGAAGGAGGGUUAUCCGAAGAUGUGAUCAAAAGGGCAUUCAAAGCGACUGAGGAGGAGUUCUGCCAUAUGGUUGAACGGUCCCUGCCGAUGAAACCGCAGAUGGCUACAGUCGGAUCAUGUUGUCUGGUUGGUGCAAUCUCCGAUGGCACACUCUAUGUUGCCAAUCUUGGGGAUUCGAGAGCCGUUCUCGGGAGAAAGGUUUCCGGUGAAAAGACUAAAAGGGUGGUAGCCGAACGGUUAUCCACCGAUCAUAAUGUUGCAGUUGAGGAGGUUAGAAAGGAGGUUAAGGCACUUAACCCUGACGAUUCCCAUAUUGUCGUCUACACACAUGGUGUUUGGAGGAUUAAAGGCAUAAUUCAGGUAUCGAGGUCAAUUGGGGAUGUAUACUUGAAGAAACCUGAGUUUUACAGGGGCCCGAUUUUCCAGCAGCGUGGGCUGGGAAGCCCCGCUCCUCUGCGGAAACCCGCGCUGACAGCUGAACCAUCUGUUCUGGUAAGGAAGAUCAGACCACAGGACUUGUUUCUGAUAUUUGCAUCAGACGGUCUCUGGGAACAGCUGAGUGAUGAAGCAGCCGUAGAAAUUGUUCUUAAAAACCCUAGGGCCGGAAUUGCAAGGAGACUCGUGAAGGCGGCUCUAGAGGAAGCUGCAAGGAAACGGGAAAUGAGAUACGAGGACAUGGCAGAGAUCGAGAGAGGAAUAAGGCGCCAUUUCCACGACGAUAUAAGCGUUAUCGUGGUUUACCUCGACCACCCGAGACCCGGGACCAAGAAGAAGCUCAGGAACGGCGGUGUCAACUCCCCACCGAACAUCCACUCCCUCCGAUCAUAGGAGGCCAAAGAGCAGCGUCUUCCCCACACACUGUCCUGAAUCUUAAGGAGGGCUUUGCUCAAGGUUUGGUGAAAGGGAUGAUGAUAACAAUCUGUCGGAAGAAACAGAAGAACGCAGAAGGAGAAUGGUGGUGAUGGAUCCUGUUCUUGGUGGCGAUUUUAUUUGUUUGUUUGGUUGGUCGGUUGCCUGGGUCGAAUGUUCUUGAGUUCUGUCUUUUGUUGGUUGUCGUCUUAGAAGUUAGUUUAUGGUUGAAUCAGUUGUCGUCCUUUUGAGGAAAUAAUGAAUGUGAUAAGAUGUUAGGUUUUUA